Penicilliopsis zonata CBS 506.65 is the source of this 604-nucleotide messenger RNA. RefSeq lists its product as hypothetical. The record is from RefSeq and is a predicted model, not a curated record. The coding region runs from base 11 to 412 and encodes 133 amino acids. Lineage: Eukaryota; Fungi; Ascomycota; Eurotiomycetes; Eurotiales; Aspergillaceae. The transcript is spliced from 3 exons. Gene Ontology annotation, cellular component: nucleosome. Gene Ontology annotation, molecular function: DNA binding; structural constituent of chromatin; protein heterodimerization activity.
AACCAUCAAAAUGACCGGAGGCAAGUCUGGCGGCAAGGCUAGCGGCACCAAGAACGCGCAGUCGCGCUCUUCCAAGGCUGGUCUCGCGUUCCCUGUUGGUCGUGUUCACCGUCUGCUUCGCAAGGGUAACUACGCCCAGCGUGUGGGUGCUGGUGCUCCCGUCUACCUCGCUGCUGUGCUUGAGUACCUUGCCGCUGAAAUUCUUGAGCUGGCCGGCAACGCUGCCCGUGACAACAAGAAGACCCGUAUCAUCCCUCGUCACCUGCAGCUUGCGAUUCGGAACGAUGAGGAGCUGAACAAGCUUCUGGGUCACGUUACUAUCGCACAGGGUGGUGUUCUUCCCAACAUCCACCAGAAUCUUCUUCCGAAGAAGACUCCCAAGAGUGGAAAGGGCCCUAGCCAGGAGCUGUAGUUUUUUGUUUUUCGUGGGUUUCUUAUUUUUACUGGCGCGGUUUGGUUCAGUUAUUGAUGCAAUAAUGGGGUUCUGGACUGGGCAAGUUAUGGCUCUUGUUUCCUUAUUUUAGCUUAUUCGACGGUUGUACAUUAUGUCUACGGGCAUGAGAUGAUUCUAUCAGUUUAUCAAGAAUGAAUGGGCUUUACGGCA